AUGGUGCUCACAGACAGAACCUCACGACCAUCCGCUCCCAAGAAGGUUCCCAACAAGCGGCAGCCCCUGCGGCCCCAGGGCCUGCCGUCCCCUGCCCUGUGUUGUGCAUGUGGCCUUUGCAUCCUGCUGGCCGGCAUCAACAUCACCCUGGUGGGCGCUUUCGCCUUUGGCACUUUCGUCCCUACUGGCAACCCCCCCAUCAUCAUCGGCCCUUUGCUCUUGCUUGUGGCCUUGGCCUUCUUCACAGCAUGCUGCGUGUGCAGCAGGAGGCCCCCAGCCCAUGCGGCUCGCAGGGCCAAAGGUGGCGAGAGCUGGGGGCUGAUGCGGAUGGGAGCGGCGGCGUUUGAGAUGGAGACGAGCGAGCACACCCUGCAGGACACCACCACGGCCCAGCUCAGCCCCACCAACUCACCCAGCUCCUCACAGAAGUCCAGCUCCAGCAACGAGGACAACUCCGCUCUGCCGGCCUGUCAGGAGGGAGCCGGUCAACCCACCUCGACCUCUGACUGCAAGGAGAGCCAUCCCAUCCAGAUGCUGCCAUCUCACAACACCUCCGCUACGUAG
Molecule: messenger RNA, 564 nt
Organism: Myripristis murdjan (pinecone soldierfish)
Lineage: Eukaryota; Metazoa; Chordata; Actinopteri; Holocentriformes; Holocentridae
Product: transmembrane protein 275-like
Exons: 1
Coding region: 1-564 (187 amino acids)
Source: RefSeq, a predicted model, not a curated record